AUGAUACUGAUUACAUGUGUCUUGUUAUUGCUAACAGCUAUUGUUCAACAAACCAUUGCCGAUACAUGGACUGUAACACCAACAAAUUGUCUGUGGCAUAAAUAUACGUCUAAUAAUCGUUUACCCAAUAGAAUAGAUUUACGUGACAUUCGAAAUCAAAUUUUUAAUUUUUCAUUAAAUGAAUCAAUUUAUUACUUCAAUCCGUGCAAAACAUUUAAUUUUCCGAUUGGGCAAGAUCCAUAUGCAGCUGCUGGUGAACAAUGUCAUAAUGUUCUAGGUUGUAAGCUUGUAAAAAAAAAUAAUAAUCAUUAUGAAUACUAUACAGCUGCUAUUAAAUUAAAUUCAACUCCAAUAUCAAAAGCAGCAGCAUUAACUAUUCGAUAUUAUGGAAUAAAGUCAUAUGCAAAUAAAACGAUGUAUCUUAAAUGUGAAUGUAAUGAACUUAUACAUCGUGCAGAAUUUAAAUUUCUUAAAUAUCAAUAUCAUCACUCACCGGUUUUCUCCUUGACUCAUCGUUGUUGUUGUCCAAAUGUUUGCGGAGGCAAUACAUUUCCUAAAGCGUUGUUACUUAUUCUUCUGUUGGUAAUUCUAUUUAUUAUUGGUACAGCCGUAUGGAUCUUUUUUCAAUGUCGUCGACAUUAUCCAGAACGAAAUGCAUAUGGUGCAAUAGCUUCGACGGAUAUCAAUAUUCAUACAUUACAACCGUCAGAAGCGAUUAAACCUGCUGUAAUUGAAACCAAUUCUCGAAACGGAAGUAGGAAACGUACCCGUAGUAAAUCAAUAGCUCCGGUACUUGAAAAUAUCGGAAUUUCGUCAGCAGAUUUUAAAAUAAUCAAACGAUUGGGUGUUGGCGAGUUAGGGGGUGAAGUUAGUGAAGGACGAUGGAAUGAUAAAUUAAUUGCUGUUAAAACCUUGCGUAUCGGUGUUCAUCCAGAAAAAUUUUCUGCUACUGAUAAAGCAUAUCUUGAAAAUGAAAUUCAAUUAUUAAGUCGACUACGUCAUAAAAAUUUAACUGCAGUCAUUGGUAUUUGUUUUGAUAUUGAUGUUUAUCCUCGAAUAAUUUUAUCAUUUUCUGAUCAUGGUACAAUUAUUGAUUUUAUUCAAUCGAAUCCAACAAAAGUCGAUUGGUCAUUAAGAUUAUUAUGGUGUUUGAAUACAUCCGAUGCAAUGGAAUAUUUACAUCAAUCGAACGUACUUCAUAGAAAUUUAAAAUCAUCAAAUAUUCUCAUUGGAGUUGAUCUACGUGCACAUAUUUGUGAUUAUGGUCUUAUUUCACUUCUUCAACCACUUCGACAAGCAUGUGAUAGCGAACGAUGUCUUUGCAAAUUAAGUCAUCCAGCCCUACCUGUUUCUAUACGUUGGUCAGCUCCAGAAAUUUUAUCGAAUCCAUCGGAUAGUUCAAGAUUUAAGUUUUCAUGUGAUGUCUAUUCGUUUGGUGUUAGUCUUUGGGAACAGAUACGUUUAGAACAACCCUAUGCUGAAAUUAAAGAUGAAGCUGAAGUAGCUCGAAUGAUUGUUGAUGGCCAUCGUUUAGCACCAUUAGAAGAAACAGCAAAUUUUGUUAUGCCUGAAUAUACUCAACUAAUGAAUGAUUGUUGGGCAGAAGAGCCCAAUAAUCGGCCAACAUUCGAACGUAUUGGACAAGUUCUACGAGAAAUAUUACCAAAAGCAAAACAAUUUCGAAAAUCGUCGAUGAAAAGAUUAUCGUCAAUGACAAAUUCAAAUGAUCAACAGGAUGUGAAUAGAUCUUUGUCAAGACUUGAUUCUAGAAUCUCUGUGGAUACAUUCAAAGUAUCAUAUCCAAAUGUGUAA
This is a messenger RNA of Rotaria socialis, 1812 nucleotides long. NCBI's taxonomy places the organism in Eukaryota, Metazoa, Rotifera, Eurotatoria, Philodinida, Philodinidae. The record is from the annotation of a GenBank genome assembly.